This is a messenger RNA of Paraglomus occultum, 231 nucleotides long. Lineage: Eukaryota; Fungi; Glomeromycota; Glomeromycetes; Paraglomerales; Paraglomeraceae. The record is from the annotation of a GenBank genome assembly.
AUGUCUAAAGAUAAGCACGGAAACAAGCACGGAAACAAACACGGAAAGAAAAAGGAGAAGUCCACGGAGAAGAAAAUUAAGAAGGGAUUGAAGAAACUGCUCAAAAUAUUCUGUGCUGCUGCUCAAGACUACCAACAAAAUCAAAACAACCAAAACAAUCAGGACGAUCAAAGCAAUCAGGACAACCAAGAUGAUCAGGGUUAUCAAGUUUACGUUUACCAAACGAACUAA